Molecule: messenger RNA, 990 nt
Organism: Triticum turgidum subsp. durum (durum wheat)
Lineage: Eukaryota; Viridiplantae; Streptophyta; Magnoliopsida; Poales; Poaceae
Source: the annotation of a GenBank genome assembly
AUGAUAGCUUGUUUAGGAGAGGCCACUGAAGGGCAGGAAAAUCGUUAUGGUGAUGAAGAAUCUGAAAUUCCUAAUGGCCCUGACACAUCUUCGUUUCGAGCAUUUCUGAUGUCAUUUAUGUCUGCGUCAAGCUCUAGCAAUGAUUCGAUGGAGAUCAUACCUGAGCAGGAUCUGGAUAUGGAAUACCCAACUUUAACACCCGUUGGGAGGGGAAUCAAGGAAAGGAAGGGGUUGCUUAGUAGAGGCAAGCAUUCCAUUGGAAAGAUUAUUAACAAGGCAGGUAGACUUGGUGGUUUCAGACAAAAAUCCGGCCACAUCAUUGAUAAUGAAAUAGCAAAUCAAAUAGAGUCAAUGUCGUCCGGUUUCGCUCUCAAGGUAUCAAAGGGGUCUGCUUCAAAUCAUAAGUUGCCACCUAUGUCUGAACCAUCGAUGCUUUUAUCAGAAAUGAUGCGAAAUGUUCUUUAUCCAUCUCUUCCUGUUCUUGUUCAAGGAAAGAACUGGAUGCUGGUUUACAGUACCUGGAGGCAUGGGGUAUCUCUAUCUACUCUGUACAGAAGGAGCAUGCUUUGCUCUGGUGAUUCACUUCUGAUAAUUGGGGAUAAAAAGGGAGCAGUUUUUGGUGGUUUGGUAGAGGCCCCUUUGCGGCCGAUCAUGCAAAGGAAGUAUCAGGGGAACAAGAAUUGCUUCGUGUUCACCAAUGUAGCUGGUCGCCCUGUUGUAUAUCGUCAAACAGGUGCUAAUAACUAUUUCACGUUUUGCUCCCCUGAGUAUUUGGCAAUGGGAGGUGGUGGUCACUUUGCACUUUAUCUUGGUGAAGACCUCCUGAAUGGUUCAAGUUCCACCUCAGAAACGUUUAACAACCCAUGCCUGGCACUUUCCCAGGACUUUGAAGUUAAACAUGUUGAGUUGUGGGGCUUCGUCAAUGCUUCCAAGUAUGAUGAGAUGCUCACGGUCUGCCGCACCGAGAAACCUGGAAUUUGGAAUUUGUGA